UUUUUGUAGACGUAAUUUAGUUUUCUUUGCUGUAAUUUUUUUACUACUAAUAACUUUCAGAUUCCUAUUUAGAAUAAAAUGAGUUAAAUUUCACCUUCAGACGAAUCGUCCCUAAUUUGUGAGCAGUGUACAGGUUGUGCCAUCUAUUGGAAGUUCUAGAAGAGUGCUGUUUUUGUCAACGGCCUCUUUUUGGUUGAUCCCCUGGUGACGCGGCGUAGCGACUAGAUUCCUGUUAAGUGUGUACGUGUGCAGGCAGAAGACAGGAUGGCUCAACCUACGGACUCGGGACCUGUAUUCUUCACUAAGGCUACUCCAGAACAGUGGACAUACGUGCUUUCGCAGUAUAAGGAAGUUUUGAAAGAAAGAGCUGCUAAAAGGACCAAAAAAGGUGGACCCGAAGAGCUUAUUCGUCUCGAUACUUGGUACCAAGAACAAUUACCAAAGAUUAUCCAGUCUAGGAAGCCACCGUAUAUUGUUCAUGAAGAGUUAAUUCAGAUUGUGAAAUGGAAGCUUAUGAGAGGAAAAUUCCGUCCAAGGCUUAUAGAUUUAGUUCGCAUCAAUACCGAGAGUGCUGUAUCAGCAACUAGCCGGAAGGCAUUUAGAAAACCUCCAAAAGAACUAUCUCAAGCGAUAACUGCUCUUACCAAUUUAAAAGGAGUUGGUCCAGCUACAGCUUCAGCUAUUCUUGCUGCUGCUUUUCCGGACGAUGUUCCAUACAUGGCAGAUGAAAGUAUGCUAUCUACACCAGGCAUUGAAGCAACAGAUUAUACCCUAGCUGAAUAUCUUAAUUAUGCUGAGCAUAUAAAAGCAUGUGCUGAUCGUCUCAGGGAGUUGGAUCCUAAAAGUAAUUGGACCCCUCACAAAGUGGAAUUAACCUUGUGGACGCAUUACUUGGCCAGAGAAUUGAAGCCAUCCAUUUUAGAGGGCAUGCCCAAACCACCAAAAAGUGCUGAAACGUCUGAGAAUGGUGAGCAUGCCAGCGAUGGUACAGCUGAGAAUGGCAGUGUGACUGAUGAACCUUCUCUCAAUACCGUCAUCACCAAACCUCAGAUCUCAACGGAUGACGAAAAAGAGCUGCCAUCCGAAGAAAACACCAAUGAUUCUAAUGCAGAUUCUGGCAAAGAAAAUGUUGGAGAUUCUGCCGAUGUUGCAGAUGAGGAUGAGGCCGGUGAAGCGGCAGCAGCAGUAGCAGAAAAGAGUCCGCCUGAUGAACCUCCUGCCAAAAAGUUGUGUGUGGAGCAGUAAGCUGGAGCUGCGCAGCAUUUAGUUUGCACAAUUUUAUUCAGGACUUGCAAAUGGUUAAAAACAGGGAAAUUUAAGAGACUCCUAUUUUUUAUACAUAGGCUUUCUUGUAUUUUUGCGCUCCAUCAUCAGUGUGUGCCAUUGUCUGAAAUUAUAUUUAUUGCAUGUGAAUAUCUGUUUUUGAUCAUAAUUCACAAAUGUAUCAAUCAAUCUGAACUUCCAUGAGCUUGAAGUACUUUACCUGAUGUUUUGUCCCAUCUGAAUUAAUUGUUACUUCUUUCUGAACCUAAUUUUAUAGUUCCAAUCAUGCAGUAGUCUAUCUAUUAAAUCUCACUUUACACAGAAGCUUUUUCUAAGUAGUUCAGCCAUUCAGAAUGGAAGUUCUCAAGAUUUGCAACUAUUUGAUAUGGCUAAUAGAUCCUUGCUGGAAAUUAAAAAGUACUAGAAUUAUA
Molecule: messenger RNA, 1694 nt
Organism: Stegodyphus dumicola
Lineage: Eukaryota; Metazoa; Arthropoda; Arachnida; Araneae; Eresidae
Biological process (GO): DNA repair
Molecular function (GO): catalytic activity
Source: RefSeq, a predicted model, not a curated record